Molecule: messenger RNA, 3290 nt
Organism: Centruroides sculpturatus (bark scorpion)
Lineage: Eukaryota; Metazoa; Arthropoda; Arachnida; Scorpiones; Buthidae
Product: nose resistant to fluoxetine protein 6-like
Exons: 16
Coding region: 34-3087 (1017 amino acids)
Molecular function (GO): acyltransferase activity, transferring groups other than amino-acyl groups
Source: RefSeq, a predicted model, not a curated record
AAUUCUUUUCAAAAUUACAUUGAUUGAUGCAAGAUGAGUGGAAAAGAAAUUAAUAUGAUUUGGAAACUACUACUUUUAGGUUUUAUUAUUAAUUUGCAAAAUUGUUUUGCUCUACCAGAUGCAGAAGUGUUUAAUGAUGAUAGUUUAGAUGAACUGAACGAUUUAUACAAGAAAUGGUUAACAUAUUUGUCAAAAGUUCCAGAUGCUUCUUGGAUGGUUCAUGGUUCUUCAAAUCCUAAACUUAAUUGGCAUAAUUAUAAUCGACAUCAAGGAAAUCGUUAUCGUAUUCCCACUGUAAUUGAUGAUACUAAUGAUGAACUAUUUCCAACUGGCAGUUUUGAUGAUAAAUUAAAAAGAAUUAUUCAAAAACUUGAAAAAGUAAGAAAUCAUUUAUUGUCUGAAUUUAAUAUAUCUGAUAUUGAUGAUGAAUUCCCAACAAUUAUACCACCUGAAACUGAAGAGAUAAGUUCAACUCGGAAAGUAGUUUCAAGAAUUUCAUACACAUCUGCUACUACGACUGUUCCAUCAAAUCCAACUGUAUCAUCAAAUCCAACUGUUUCAUCAAAUCCAACUGUAUCAUCAAAUCCAACUGUUUCAAUAGAUCAUUAUACACAGAGAUUCAGUACUUCAUCUCCAAGAGGUAUUUAUACACCUAAUCCUACUACUUCAACUAUUCCAUCAAAUUCAUCUAUUGCAAAACAUGAUUUGAAUAAGACAAUUGAUGCACUUGUAGAAUUAAUUGAUAAUAUUGUAAAUGAUUUAUCUAAACUUAAUUUCUCAAAUUUUGAAAAUGAUCUAUCAAAAUUUAAUUUAACAAAUUUUGAAAAUGUCUUAUCAAACUUAAAUAUAACAUUAAUUGAUAAUAUAAUAACAAAAUUGAAUGAAACAAUCAUUAAUGAUAUUCUGGGUGAUUUGAAUUCAACAAUUAUUGCAAAGAUAUUAUUAGAAAUUAAUUCAACACUAUCAAAAAUUGAUGUUGAAGCUAUUCAGGAAUUACUAAACAAAUUUAAUUUUGAAGAAUUUCUUGAAAAAGAAUUAUUAAAAAGAAGCAAAUCUACAAAUAGCAGAUGCAAUUAUGAUUUAAACUAUUUAAUGUACUUGAUGUUUAAAACCAACAAGAAAAGAGCAACUGAAAUGUUGGAUGCAGCAGGUAAAUUACCAUCUGGAUUACUGAGAGGUAGCAUACAUUGGACAGGUGAUUUCAGACAAUGUCGAAGUAUUGGUUUUUCAGAAGAAACAAUAGGAAAUAUGAAAUUUGGAAAUUUUAGGGGAGAAUACUGUUAUAUUUCAUGGAAUGUUAAGUUAAACCAGAUGACUCAACCUUUAUAUAUGGGAGUCUGUGUUCCUGAUUCUUGUACUAGUAAAACAUUAUUGAAUGAAACCAAAGAAAUGGCAAAAUUCUUAAAUUAUAUCCCAGUUGUCAAAAAAAUAAAUAAUUAUGCCAAUGUUACUGAAAUAACCUGCCAGAGUAAUGAAAGGCAUUGGGAACCAAGCCAUAUUGUGUAUUUGUGUAUACUAGUGAUCUUUGCUUUUUUUAUUUCCUUGGGAACUUUAUAUGAUAUCUUAAAAACAUAUCUAAAUGACAUUAAAGCUGAUUCUGAAAAUGGAAACUCAGAUAUUGAAGGCAAUAUUUCUUCAAAUACAAAUUUCACAAAAUAUGGAACUGAAAGUGCAUCUGCAAUUGCUAUAGGUAAAGAUGAUAAUGUUACCAAUGAUAAUGAACCACUUUCAAUACAAGAGAAAUAUUCUGAACCCCAAGAGUCAUUUUUUAUUCAAUUUAUAUUAUGUUUUUCUGUGUAUACUAAUGGUGCAAAAGUAUUUAAUAUUGGAAAUACUGGAGCACAAUUAAAUUGUCUUCAUGGAAUUCGGUUUUUCAGCAUGAGUUGGAUUAUUCUUGGUCACACAUAUAUUUAUGCUGUCAUGUCUGUAGGUAAUAUAGUAGAUGUUUUAGAAGAUAUUAAUAGUUUUUCCUUUCAAACAAUAAGUCAAGCAACAUUUUCUGUAGAUACUUUUUUUCUGAUAAGUGGAUUUCUUCUGUCAUAUUUGUUUCUUAAAGAACACUUUGAAAAACAAACCAAUGUGAAUUGGAUUUAUUAUUAUGUUCACCGAAUUUGGAGAUUAACACCUGUGUUUGCAAUGUUGUUGGGAUUUUACUCAACUCUAUGGCUACAUUUAGGUUCUGGACCAUCUUGGCCAAAUGAAACAGAUAAUGGAAACUGUAAAAAAAACUGGUGGUGGAAUAUACUUUACAUAUUGAAUUUUGAAGAUUCAAAUGAUAUGUGCAUGGGAUGGACAUGGUACUUAGCAAAUGAUAUGCAAUUUUAUAUCAUUAGUCCAAUAUUUUUAUUGCUGUUAUGGAAGUUACCUAUUGUAGGAACUAUAGUGGUAGGAAUUGUAAUAUUAAUAUCAUGGAUAGUGGCAGGAGUAUUAAGUAUUGAGUAUGAUCUGAGUUCAGUUUUAACAUUCAAUCAAGAUUUGAAAGUAGAUCAAGUAAUGGACAUGCAGGCCAAAAAGGAUCAAUAUUUUGAUAUCAUUUAUGAUAAACCUUAUUGCCGAAUUGGACCUUACAUGGUUGGCAUUUUAACAGGCUAUGUCUUACUUGUAGCAUUUAAUCAUCGUAAAUUUAUGAAAAGUGCAUUUUUGGUGAUUGGCUGGCUUCUUGCUCUUUUCUUUGGAUUAAGUGUAAUAUUUGGUUUAUAUCAUGCUGACAUUGGUAUGUCUACUGGUGCGGUCUACAAUGCAGUUGCUCGUACUACAUGGAGUGUUGCUGUUGCAUGGGUUAUUUUUGUCUGUCUUAUAGGUUGUGGAGGUCCAGUCAAUACAAUUCUGUCUUGGAAAAUAUGGAUACCUUUCAGCCGGUUAACUUACUGUGCUUACCUUGUCCAUCCAAUGAUCAUCCAAUGGUAUUAUAAUUCUCUUCUGAAACCACUUCAUUUUGAAACUAAUACAAUGGUUGUAUGUUAUUUUGGAUUUUUGCUUUUUGCAUAUCUGGUUGCAUUUAUUGCAUCCGUAACACUUGAAAGUCCAAUGAUGGCUCUAGAAAAAUUACUUGUACAAAAAUUGAAGAAAAGAAAGAACAAACCCUAAAAAAUUUAUAUCUAUUUCACAGAGAUUUCUUAAUUUAAGAAGAUUCCAAAAUUUAAGAAGGUUCCUUAAAUUUUGAAAAAUGUAUUAAUGCUCAACAUUGUAUAUGAAAUACUGUAACUGAGAUUCCAAUGAAAUAUAUCUAUUACUUUUUAAAUUCUGUGAUAUUUUAAUUUUUAAAUAUGUUCAAUAUGAAUAGUGAAUGU